Empidonax traillii (willow flycatcher) is the source of this 2314-nucleotide messenger RNA. RefSeq names its product proteoglycan 4 (gene PRG4). The transcript is spliced from 10 exons. Gene Ontology annotation, biological process: immune response. NCBI's taxonomy places the organism in Eukaryota, Metazoa, Chordata, Aves, Passeriformes, Tyrannidae. The record is from RefSeq and is a predicted model, not a curated record. The coding region runs from base 1 to 2043 and encodes 680 amino acids. Gene Ontology annotation, molecular function: scavenger receptor activity; polysaccharide binding.
AUGUCAUACCUGAAAGUAACAAUGAGAUGGAACAUCCUUUGCAUAUCCCUGGUGUUCCUUUCACUGCCUUUGAUUCAAGAAGUGUCUUCUCAAGGACCCUCCUGUGAAGGACGGUGCUUCGAGGCCUUCGAGAGAGGAAGAGAGUGCGACUGCGAUGCCGACUGCGAGCGCUACGGCAAAUGCUGCCCGGACUAUGCCAAGCACUGCAAAGAGGCACACACAGAAAAGCCAAGCCCGGAGACGCCCCCAGAAAACAAAUCAACGUCUAAAAGGUCAUCCACCGAUGAGGAAAAGCUGCCAGAGGAAGCCGUGGAAGAUCCUGGCACUGGACUGGAAAACCCAGAGACCACUCCUGCUCCAACUACAGAAGCAGCAGAGACAACCCCUGCAGCCACAGAGCCACCGACAACCCAGACAGAUCCCUCCACCACACCACAGGGAGCCGACCCCACCCCAGAUGCCACAGAGGAACCAGCGACUGAAGAACUGCCCAGCACAGAGAAACCAGAAGAUGUGACCCCAGAUGCCACAGAGGAACCAGCGACUGAAGGGGACUCUACCAACAUCCCCCCAACAGAAGACACAACCCCUGAGGCCACUGAGGCACCAACAACUGAGGCUGAAUCUCCCACCACCCCAAAACCUGAGGAAACAACCCCUGAGGCCACUGAGGCACCAACAACUGAGGCUGAAUCUCCCACCACCCCAAAACCUGAGGAAAAUACCACAGCCGAGAUCAAGGAGGUGACGACACCCAAGAAAGACAGAACUACUCUGCUUAAAGACAUUUUAACAGCAGCAAUUGGGAAAGACACGGCUACUGUGGCUGUGGUGACAACAGCUAAGCCAGGUGACUCUCCUGAAGGUAUGGAUGACAUUCCAGAUGCAGCCAAGCAACCUGUCCCUGCAGCAGCUGCAUCAGAAGCAACGACAGCAGCCACAGCUCCCUUGCCCAAGCCCACAGCCACCAAAGCAGAGUCAACUCCUGAACCCAGCAAGGUUGUAACACCCAGUGAAAAAGAGACAAGUACAGAAACGGAGCAGGCUGCAGCAGCUACAGAGAGCACAGGGUCUACUUGUGUGGUGGUGAUGACAACAGCUGGCAAAAAAGAGGUGACGACCCCCAAAGAAGUGAGCACCACACCUGCCAGAGAACUGGCAGAGGUCACUGAAAAGGCCCCUGGCACUGACAAAGCAGAGGCAACUACAGUUGCCAAAGAAACCACUACCAGGGAUAAAAAAGACACGAUUGAAGAAAUGUAUCUUGUUUCUAACGGCACAUCCAAGCCAACAAUACAUUUCCACGAGGUCACUGAGAGCAGAGAGGAUCCUCACCCAGCUGAUCCCGAAACCCUGCCAGUGAAAGAACCUGAGAUAAACAAGCCUUUAAUACCAGGUGGGGACCUGCCAAUGUUACCUGGAGAAACACAAGUGCCCAGCCACAACCACGGCACUACAGCUGCCGCUGUCCUGCAUGGCCCCCUGUACUGGCGUUUCACUAAUGGAGUUAUGGAUCCAGGCUAUCCCAAACCUCUUGCCAAUGGAUUUGCAGGACUAAGUGGGAAAAUAGUAGCAACACUACCCGUGGCAAGAUACAACAACAGACCAGAAUCUGUUUAUUUCAUCAAGAGAGAUGGGAACAUGCAGCAGUAUGUGUACAGACAAGAACCAGCCAAGAAGUGUCAGAGGAGAGCACGGAUUACCAUCAGAUACCCAGCUUUUGUGCCAAGAGUUGUCAUCCGGAGGCGCUUCCAGCGUGCCGUGCAAAUGCCGACCGUCAUCCGGACCGUCAGAGUCAACCCGCACCCAUCUGGAGUUCUGCGUAAGGAAAUCCAAAUGACAACCUACUGGAGAGGCCUCCCCAAAGUUAUCCACUCAACUCUUUCCAUCCCCAACCAGAACAAGCCUGACGGCUAUGAUUACUAUGCCUUCUCUUACAAUCGGUACUACAGUUUGGAUAUCAGCAAAAGAAUAGCAAGGCCUGUUACUGCUCUCACAGGAAAGACUGUAUCCAAAGACUGGUACAACUGUCCCAGCAAGUGAUGCACAGCAGAGGAUUUUAAAAGAGAGAUGCCAUUUGAAUGUCAACAUUUUUUCUAAUUUUAUUAAUAAAAGACAAUGAAAUGUGUGCACACAACUCUAAGUAUGAAAUGCUGCUUUAAGCUCUGGCUUCAUUACACUAAAGCAACCACAGGCAAACUGGCACUUUGUAUACACAUCUGGAAUUACUUUACAGGUCAUUUAACUAAUGUUUCCUCUGUUCAGGCCUCCUCUGCCUCCCAUGGCGUGGGUUACACCUGUGUUGGGAAAGAAA